AUGUUCAAGUCUAUCGUUCCCGCCUUGUUGGUAGCAACUAUCCUUCCAACCACCCUAGCAAAGACAUGCUCUGCUGUCGGCGCCAUGGCAGACAACUCUGUUGUAGGACUCGGUCCCCAAGGAGUGAGCAACAGUGUUCACCUAUACGAUCCUGAUGGAAACGAGAUCGGUUCAACCGACAGCAAUGCCUGCACCGACCUCCUUUACAUUGAAGGAGACGGACUGACAGACAAAUUCGCAUGGGCGGCCAGCUGUAAUCUCACCAAGUUUAAGUACGCCGAUCAUCUUUUGAUACAUUUGACUUAA
This is a messenger RNA of Penicillium antarcticum, 306 nucleotides long. RefSeq lists its product as uncharacterized. NCBI's taxonomy places the organism in Eukaryota, Fungi, Ascomycota, Eurotiomycetes, Eurotiales, Aspergillaceae. Bases 1 to 306 code for a protein of 101 amino acids. The transcript has a single exon. The record is from RefSeq and is a predicted model, not a curated record.